AUGGCCUUUUUGUCGAACCUGGCGCCCAGGCUGCCACGUGAAAUUCCCGGGUUCUACUACGACGAGGAGAAGAAGCGAUACUUCAAGAUUGAGUCACACCCCACAGCGCCAUCCAAUGCAGCCUGGGCCGCUGGGAACGUCAAGAAGCGAAAGGCUGAGAAGGCCCAAGCCCAGCAGAAGCGCAAGCGGCAGGAGAAGCUGAAGGGCUGCAUCAAGCGAUCCAGCCUCCUCGCCCAUCCCCUGGCCGGAGGGAGGCUGGCCCGCGAGUUUGGUGUCGUAGAUCCCGAGCUGCCCGUCGAGAGCUGGACCGCCGGCCUGCGCCAGAGGGGCGAGGUGUCAUUCUGGCCUGGUCAGGAGCAGAGCCCGGAUGCACCCAACAUAUCGUGUCUCCUCGUCGAGGGAGGCGACGAGGAGGCUGGAUUGGGCAUGGUCUACGCAGCUGUUGAUGGUCGGCAGCUCCAAGCCUCCUACCUACCUACCGACAAGGACGAUAAGAUCAACUUUGGCAUCACGCAACGGAUGCGCGCUUCACGGCUGUCUGCGCUACGGGUGGAGGCAAUCCAAGACGACAUCUCCUCAAUCUCAUACCACCAAGCCUCUCAUACCAUGAUAGUCACCUCGACCGCCGCGAGCGGUCCCGACAUGAGCUCGCGAGGCAAGAUCAACCUCUUCCAGCCCGCCCGCCCGGCCGACCUCGGCGAAGGCAACUGGGAAGGGCACUUUCUCGAGCAGUACGGCGGCCGGAGACCGACCUGGCUGCUCGGCGACACGGGCGCCUACGUAUCCUACACCUCCCCCGUGCGCGGCCUCACAAUGCACACAGCCCGCACCUGUCCGCCGUCGACCUCAGGCUCCAGCGGCCUCGACGCCCUCAUCGCCACCAGCCACGGCAUCAUGGGCGUCGACGGCUCGAGGGCCGCGGGCGAGGUCUACUGGGUGACGCCGAAGCCGCCUGCCGGCGGGAACAUGGCGCAACCGCGUCAUCAACAACAACACCACCACCACGGCACCAGGCCCCCGCCCCGCGACGUCUUCAGCGUCGACUACCACCACUCCAACCCGCGCGUCUGCUUCGCCGGCUGCCGCGACGCCAGGGUCCACCGCAUCGACACGCGCGCCCCCUUCUCGACCUCGGCGGGCAGCGGCUGGGACUGGUUCCGGCACCGCAGCAGCGCGGCGCACGUGCGCUGCAUCGACGACCACCGCGUCCUCGUCGCGGGGCCGAGGUCCGCCAUGGCCAUCUACGACAGCCGAUGGGUGGCGGGGCCGAGGAUGAGGCCCGGCGGCAGCGGCGGCAACAACAACGCGGCGGCGGCGGCGCAUCCGGUCGUCCAGUUCGCCGGGUACAGGAACGAGGCGCAUGUCCGGAUCGGGCUGGAUAUAACACACGAUGUAGGCGGCACGGCAGGGCUGGGCAGCGGCGGCGUCGUGGCGGCGGGGCUGGGCGACGGCACCGUGGGCGUCUUCUCGCUGCGCACGGGGCGGCGGCUGCGGGCCGGGGACGUUGACGGCUCGCUGGGUGCCGUGGGCGCGGGCGGGGUCGUCCAGGCGCUGCAAUUCCGGAGGCUGCCGUGGGAGAGGGAGGCGAGCCUGUUUGCUGGCGUGGGGCCGGUGGUGAGGAAAUUUACAUUUGGUGUUGAGGAUGGGGAAGAUGAGUGGUGA
Molecule: messenger RNA, 1662 nt
Organism: Diaporthe amygdali
Lineage: Eukaryota; Fungi; Ascomycota; Sordariomycetes; Diaporthales; Diaporthaceae
Product: myocyte-specific enhancer factor 2d
Exons: 3
Coding region: 1-1662 (553 amino acids)
Cellular component (GO): Cul4-RING E3 ubiquitin ligase complex
Molecular function (GO): protein binding
Source: RefSeq, a predicted model, not a curated record